This is a messenger RNA of Colletotrichum spaethianum, 1443 nucleotides long. RefSeq lists its product as uncharacterized. The record is from RefSeq and is a predicted model, not a curated record. Lineage: Eukaryota; Fungi; Ascomycota; Sordariomycetes; Glomerellales; Glomerellaceae. The transcript is spliced from 4 exons. The coding region runs from base 1 to 1443 and encodes 480 amino acids.
AUGGAUAGCUGGGGGUAUGGUCACCUGUGGACGCGGGACGAUGCCGGCGGCGUAACGACUGGUGAUGGAUAUGGCGCGAGCGACUCAUUACGAGGCCCCUACAAGGCCACGAGCAACUCGACGUCGGCCAUCAUCAACCAAUUCCGUUUUCAGUCCGCGAAAUCGAUCCGAACCUCGACCAUUAUUCUCGCCGUCUUCAACGUAAUCGCCGCCUUCGCAACAGCAGUUGGAAUCUUUUGGGACGGAUAUGCAACGGCAAAGAGAAACAAUCAGAAGUUUGGGUUCAGAACGCAUGGUUUCACGUUUGUUGGACCUGCCGAGUCCUUCCCUCUGAUUCUCUCUGUCGGUAUUGUCGUCCAGGGCAUCGUCUUCGCCGUUGCACAGUCGACUGGACUCGACCACCUCUUGACCCUGGGGUGCACCAUCACCUCCCAGAUGAUGCUGCCCGCGGUCUUCAUUGUUCCCUACAUUCAACUAGUAUUCGCCCUAGAGGUGGCUUUCCGGUCUCUGCGAAAGAACCCAUUGCCGCCUCGUAGCAAGUGGAACGUCACUAUCUGCCUAGCCAUCGUCGGCACUUUUCUCCUUGUUACCUAUCUCGUUACUCUCUUUGUCCGCCCUCCCAAUUUCUGCUUCGCCUCGCUCUUCUGGUUCGUUCAGCGCUGGAAGGAGGGAUGCUUUGUUAUCCUUACCUUUAUCUCGGUGGCACUUCUUGCCUCGACUCUCGUCAUUUUCUUCCGACUACACAACAAUGCCAGAAUCGAGAACAGCGAGCGUAUUGCUGCUUCCAGGAUGGUCUACUUCCUGGCUGUCGCCUUCAUCUCAACUACUCUUCUCAUCCCCUUCUUCUUCAACCUCUCCUUUACGGACCAGCAGAGUGCCACUGGGCAGGCUCUUACGCUCUCCAUGAUUGCCUCUGUUGUUGCCAACGUGUCUGGCCUAAUGACUGGCGGCCUGCACCUAUUUCUUCGAUCAAACACUCUCUCUACCAUCGGCCCCCGCCAAAGUGAAAAGUGGGAGUCCGAGCGUAAUAAGCUCAAGGCCGGCAUUCGUGUCUAUAAUGGCGAUGACGACUACGAAAACCACAUGAUGAACCCUGUCGGUCGUGCCCGAUCCCUCCGACGAAUGGACAGCACCGAGAGCCUGGUGCCCGAGAAGGAGGAAGAGGCCCGCAUUGAGAGCCCUUCCGGCUCGCCUACUUACGCCAAUCCUCUCCGAUCGAAUGCUGUAUGGGAGCCGGUCCGUUCUCCUUUGAGAACGCCCGAGCCCGUGCAGGUCCCGACCUAUCAGGUCCCAAAGGCCCACGCCCGCAAGAGAUCCUACUCCUUGUUCCCGUCCGAACAGCAAAACAACACCAAGUCAGUCACUCUGCUCCCGGCCAAGACAUACGCCCCGGCGCGAGGAUGCCCGAUCCAGAACCGAGGAUGCUUGAUCAGGACGACAUAA